Molecule: messenger RNA, 2841 nt
Organism: Chanos chanos (milkfish)
Lineage: Eukaryota; Metazoa; Chordata; Actinopteri; Gonorynchiformes; Chanidae
Gene: snx19a
Product: sorting nexin 19a
Exons: 11
Coding region: 1-2841 (946 amino acids)
Cellular component (GO): intracellular membrane-bounded organelle
Molecular function (GO): phosphatidylinositol binding
Source: RefSeq, a predicted model, not a curated record
AUGUCCAGACCAGAGGGCCCUGGCUUUCACCCAUGGACACUAUUUGAACUGCUGGGACAGAGGAGCAUUGUGGGAUUUGGAGUCCUCAUCACCUGGCUGAUUCUCUUCCACCUCUUGGUGAAUGUAUGGUUGCUCUGCGUCUUCACCAGCCUCUUGGUGGUACUGGGGGGUUGGCUGGGGUCUCGGGCAGCUCUGGAUGCUAACAGUCUCCUACACCUGGAACACUUCUUGCCUCUGAGCGAAGCUCCUCCCCCACAGACGUCAGAGAGCGAACGAAGACUGGACUGGGAGAUCCACAGCGCAGUGGAAAAAGCCGUGCGGGACUUUGUGUCGUCAUGGUAUCGCGCUUUGCUGUCCGAACAGGAGGGCGAGUUCGAGACGGAGGUCCGCGACGCCAUGUUAGCGGCGGCCGCCGAGCUGAAGAGGCGGGCGAGGAGGGUCGACAGGCGGCUGUUGGCGCAGAGAGUCCUGGAGCUUUGCGGAUGCCACCUGCAGAGCUACAUUCACGCCCGGAAGCUGCAGGAAGAGGCGUCGUCGGUCAAGCCUCGACAGCAGGAAGGGCUGGAGAACGAGGGAGGGAGUCCCGGGUUUGACCUGUGGACAUUGUACAAAGAGGCUGACACACCUCACUUUGCCCUGGCCAGUCCUGCCACUGAACUGAACUAUUCGAAAGCUGUGGUGAAUAUCCUCCUACAGGUGCUGGUACCCUAUCCUCACCUGGAGACCCGUACAGGCCGUUACAUGGUGUGUGAGCUCAUCACCUGUAAUGUGUUGCUGCCACUGGUGGCCCGAGUGUCCAACCCAGACUGGCUAAACCUGACCAUUGUGGACAUGUUUGACAGGUCAACAAGACCAGAGGAUCCAGCAGAUGCUAAAACCCCGCCUUCACCUCCAAUAGGACCUCCAGAGUCAAACCCCAAAUUUCAGGAACAUUCCCUUGACCCCUCAGCUUCGUGGGACCAACGCGCGGCAAUCAACGCUCAGAUGGAAACUUCCAUCCCGAUGCUAAUCACCAAAGACUCAACCGAGUCAUUUUUCCAGACUCCGUACUCGUCGACGGAGACCCUUCAAGGGGGCGGCCUUGGGCACCUUUACACAGACAAGGCUGACAGAGACCCUGUGGAGCUCUUGAGAUCUCCCUACAGAACCAGUCGCCUUUAUCGGCACCAUGACUCGGACCUGGACUCGCCCUGCACAGACAGAAAGAUCUCCAAUGAAACUUUAGAGCAGUCAGACCUUGAGGAAGACAAAGUGGAAAGCUUCUGUGAUUGCGUGUCUCCCACCGACUUCUGUGGUCUGGUCUGCCUGGAAGAAGACUCGCUGGGCCUUUUGAGGAAACGUUUCCACCCAAAGGUGUUUGUGUCGGAACCCCGGUCCCGGCCCGAGAGCCCGGUUGAGGACCCUUCCCUAGGGGUGUCCCCCCAGGCCACAAACCCAGGAGCUAGUGGUCUUUGUCUGAACCCUUAUGGUUUUGAGUCCUUGGGAAGCCACGAGGGACCAGCUGUGAUCCAGAACUUGCGCAUCAGUGGUACUGUCUCAGCAAAGGAACAGAAGGGCAACAGCACACACCCCUACACACUUUACACUAUUAAGUAUGAGACCACUGCGGACCCAGACACUGAUCAGCCUGUUGGAUAUCACAUGGUGAAUCGACGUUACAGUGAAUUUCUCAACCUUCAGACUCGUCUUGAGGAGAGGGCUGAACUGAAGAAGGUGAUCAAAAACGUCAAAGGACCUAAGAAGCUCUUCCCAGAUCUUCCAUUCGGGAACCCAGACACCGACAAAGUGGAGACCAGGAAAAGCCAACUCGAGUCAUUCCUUAAAAAACUGUGUACCAUCCCAGAGACGGCUCAGAGUGAGGAGGUUCAGGAGUUCCUGGCCCUCAACACAGACGCCAGCAGGAGCUUCGAGAAGAAACCGGGUGGUUUACGCAUCGACAAGAUGAUGGAGAAUAUUGUCGAUACGCUGAAGACAGCGUUCCCGCGCUCGGAACCGCAGAGUCCCACAGAAGAGACGGAACCGGACAUGGAUGGGAGGGCGACGCUAGACAGCCGGAAAAUCAAAUCACGUUUGAGAUUCUCCAGUAAAAUUGCUCCGACCCUCAACGUGCCGGACCUGCAGCCUAAAGUACUGUACUGCUUCAGAGAGGGAAGUCCUGUGUUCAGGGGUCUCUCUGUGUCGGGGUUUGAGUCUUACGUCAGGGCUCAGGAGAAGCUGGUGGAUGGGAUCCCUGAGGUUAACUGUGUCAGUCAUCACCAUGACGACCAGGAGGUGCAGGUUGAUGACAGACGACCCAGAAUAACAGUGUUAAACGUUACAGACACAGCCCUGGCGGAUGUGGCUCUGAACAUCCUUUGCCUGCUGAUGAAGGACCAGUGGAGCUGGUUAUGCACAGAGAACAUCCAGAAGGCCAUCAGACUGCUCUUUGGCACCUUCAUUGAGAGGUGGCUGGACCUGGGAAUAGCACACCUGACGAGCGCGCCGUGUUGGGUGUUGUACCUGCAAGUGCUACAGGAAGCUGUUUGGCCGGGUGGAGAGCUGCCUGCGGAACCACAACCGGAGAGGAGCUCGGGGCAGCAGGAGGAGACGAAGCAACAGUGCCUACAAUGCCUCAUGUCUCUGCUCCCAGAGUUCAUUCCUGAUAUGCUGAGUCCGGAUAAAUACAGAUUAAGUUGGGAACUCGUGCUGGAGUCUUUGCAGAACCCCGAUAUUAACAGACAUCUGGUCUACUGCAUCUUUGAUCUGCUCUUGGAGUUCCUGAUUCCGGAAUCUUCUGACAAGGCCUUCCAGAGGUCCCUGGUACAUAGCCUGUCUAGAGAUGUGGAGAGAACGUUGACAUAA